This is a messenger RNA of Lodderomyces orthopsilosis Co 90-125, 630 nucleotides long. RefSeq lists its product as uncharacterized. Gene Ontology annotation, cellular component: endoplasmic reticulum membrane. Bases 1 to 630 code for a protein of 209 amino acids. The record is from RefSeq and is a predicted model, not a curated record. The transcript has a single exon. Gene Ontology annotation, molecular function: 3-hydroxyacyl-CoA dehydratase activity. Lineage: Eukaryota; Fungi; Ascomycota; Pichiomycetes; Serinales; Debaryomycetaceae. Gene Ontology annotation, biological process: very long-chain fatty acid biosynthetic process; fatty acid elongation; sphingolipid biosynthetic process.
AUGACAAAGCUGUAUCUACUCCUUUACAAUGGAGUGUCUGCAUUACUUUGGACGUAUAUUCUAUACCACUGCUUAAUUGAUAUUUCCAAUGGGUACCACCUGUUUGAGCCUGGCCAUGGUACUCCCCACAAAUUCAUGAUUGCAACCCAAUUGUUCAACUCAUCAUUUGAGUUCCUUCACUCAGUGUUUGGCUUGGUACCCACCCCAAUUCCAACGUUGCUUCUUCAAUCAUUUGCUAGGUUGAUCAUUUUGGUUGGAAUAUGCUAUGUCAUUCCCGAAUCGCCAGCCAACUACAACAUAUUCACAUUUGCUGGAUUAACGUUGGCAUGGUCCAUUACUGAGAUUAUCAGAUACGGUUUUUAUGUGCUUAAGUUAGGUAAAUUUACAGUCCCUUAUUCGAUCUUGUGGUUGAGAUACUCGGCGUUCUUUAUAUUGUAUCCUUUAGGACUUGUUUGUGAAAGUGCUACUGUUUACAAUUCUUAUGAGGUGAUUGAAUCGAGGUUGCCAAGGUACUCCAAGUUUUUAAAAUACGCUUUACCUUUGUACAUUCCCGGGUUUUUGUAUUUGUACAGCUACAUGAUAAAACAAAGAGGAAAGGUUUUGAGAAGAGAGAAGGAGAAGUUGAUUUAG